CUUCCAAAUUUCCUGCAUAAAUUAUUUUCUCAUCUGUCCUUGGGAAACAAUUCAGAAAGUUUUCCUUUCUCGUGAGACAAAAAAACAGAUUCCAUUUUCAAAUUUUCCCGGGAAAAAAUGAGAGAGAUCCUUCACAUACAAGGUGGACAAUGCGGCAACCAAAUCGGAGCCAAGUUCUGGGAGGUGAUCUGCAACGAGCACGGGAUCGAUCCCUCUGGAAAGUACGACGGCGACUCCGAUCUUCAGCUGGAGCGGAUCAACGUCUAUUACAACGAAGCGAGCGGUGGAAGGUACGUACCACGCGCUGUCCUGAUGGAUCUUGAGCCGGGAACCAUGGACUCCAUCAGAUCCGGCCCUUUCGGACAGAUUUUCCGACCGGAUAACUUCGUCUUCGGACAAUCCGGCGCCGGUAAUAACUGGGCCAAGGGUCAUUACACGGAGGGAGCUGAACUGAUUGAUUCGGUUCUCGAUGUUGUUAGAAAGGAAGCUGAGAAUUGCGAUUGCUUACAGGGGUUUCAAGUUUGCCACUCGUUGGGUGGAGGAACUGGUUCUGGCAUGGGAACGCUUCUCAUCUCCAAGAUCAGAGAAGAGUAUCCAGAUCGUAUGAUGCUCACGUUCUCGGUGUUCCCAUCUCCUAAAGUCUCUGACACAGUCGUGGAGCCAUACAACGCUACUCUCUCUGUUCACCAGCUUGUGGAGAACGCUGAUGAAUGUAUGGUUCUGGACAAUGAAGCUCUCUACGACAUCUGCUUCCGCACCCUGAAACUUGCCACUCCUACUUUUGGAGAUCUAAACCACCUGAUAUCUGCAACCAUGAGCGGUGUAACAUGCUGUCUUCGUUUCCCCGGUCAGCUCAACUCCGACCUCCGCAAGCUCGCGGUCAACCUAAUCCCCUUCCCGCGUCUCCACUUCUUCAUGGUCGGUUUCGCGCCUCUCACAUCCCGUGGCUCCCAGCAAUACCGCGCCUUAUCGGUACCCGAACUGACCCAACAAAUGUGGGACGCCAAGAACAUGAUGUGCGCAGCUGACCCAAGACACGGACGCUACUUGACCGCAUCGGCGAUGUUCCGUGGCAAGUUGAGCACCAAAGAAGUGGACGAGCAGAUGAUCAACGUCCAGAACAAGAACUCUUCUUACUUCGUCGAGUGGAUCCCCAACAACGUCAAGUCCAGCGUCUGCGACAUUCCUCCUAAGGGUCUCUCGAUGGCGUCGACUUUUGUCGGUAACUCGACUUCGAUCCAGGAGAUGUUCAGGAGGGUGAGCGAGCAGUUCACGGCGAUGUUUAGGAGGAAAGCUUUCUUGCAUUGGUACACGGGAGAAGGAAUGGAUGAGAUGGAGUUUACUGAAGCAGAGAGCAACAUGAAUGACCUUGUCGCUGAGUAUCAGCAGUACCAGGAUGCUACAGCGGAUGAGGAGGAGUAUGAAGAGGAAGAUGAAGAGCUCGAGGCUUGAGAUUUUUUUAGAUUGUAAAUUGAGUUUGUUUUCGUAUUUUACUGGCUUUGAUUGCUCUUUCUCUUGUUAAAAAGGUUUUGUUUGGGUGUAAAUUGUAAUGAAAACUAAUUUGUGGGUGUUUCUGUAAACAUUUAUCUUAUUUCGGUGGUUUUACAAAAUGUUAAAACUAAAAGGACUACAUGCAUAAAUAUAAUAAGAUUGGGAAGUUAUAAAGU
Molecule: messenger RNA, 1667 nt
Organism: Raphanus sativus (radish)
Lineage: Eukaryota; Viridiplantae; Streptophyta; Magnoliopsida; Brassicales; Brassicaceae
Product: tubulin beta chain
Biological process (GO): mitotic cell cycle; microtubule cytoskeleton organization
Cellular component (GO): microtubule; cytoplasm
Molecular function (GO): structural constituent of cytoskeleton; GTP binding; GTPase activity
Source: RefSeq, a predicted model, not a curated record